Messenger RNA from Solea senegalensis (Senegalese sole), 5837 nucleotides. RefSeq names its product ephrin type-B receptor 4a-like. Gene Ontology annotation, molecular function: ATP binding; protein binding; transmembrane-ephrin receptor activity. Lineage: Eukaryota; Metazoa; Chordata; Actinopteri; Pleuronectiformes; Soleidae. The coding region runs from base 908 to 3859 and encodes 983 amino acids. The transcript is spliced from 17 exons. Gene Ontology annotation, cellular component: plasma membrane; neuron projection. Gene Ontology annotation, biological process: axon guidance; protein phosphorylation; cell surface receptor protein tyrosine kinase signaling pathway. The record is from RefSeq and is a predicted model, not a curated record.
CGGUGCCAUUCGACUCCGGGUCUGAUGCACCAGUGGAUCCCAGUGUGAGCGGCGGCGGCGGCGGCUGUAGUUUGUCAAUAACAGUCGGUCUCUACGAGCUUCGUCUUCACAACACGACCUUUAAAAAGCUGCGCUUCGUCCACAGCGUGUCCACGCACCCCGACACCGGGACACGACUGGGAGACAUUUCCCCUCCGCUUCUGUCUAAUUUGUCCUGUGAAUUCAGGCCAGACUUGACCUGUCGCGCGUUAUUAUCGGGGUUUUUUUUUGUGUGUGUGUGUGUGUGUCUCGUGUUCGAGGAGGUGAAAACAAAUGAAAAGAAGGGAAAACAAAGCAGACUUUGUGAGGACAGGAUGUGGACAAGUGAGCGAUGAUGAGGACGGUCACCUGUGAGACUAAGAGCAGCGAGGUGAGGUCCUGGUCCACGGUCAUCAUCGAGGUGACGGCGAACAAGUUUCACUCAUGGAGGCUGUGAACUGACAGACAGACAGACAGACAGACAGACAGACAAGAGGAGGUGAGGCGCGAGAGCAGCUGCGACACCGCGCUUUGUCCCUCACUGUUGUUUUCUGUCCUCACUUCCGCCAAACGAACACAAAGUUGGACCAUACGGGAGAAGUUUCCAGCGUGUCCGCUCAAAUCCACUCACUGUCCUUGCUGCUGCAGUGUGGGGACCACACCAGGUUCAGACUCUUGCGUGGAAGACCACACCAGGUUCAGACUCUUGCGUGGAAGACCACACCAGGUUCAGACUCUUGCGUGGAAGACCACACCAGGCUCUGUGUGAGGCUGCACGUGAACUCAAGUCCACUUUAGAUGCGGACUGGUUUCCGGGCAGUGAGUGCGCAGCGGAGCCGCCAGUGCCACUUGACAGUCGGUUUGUUCUUCAUCACUCAGAGGCAGCGACAUGGAGCUGACACGGCAGAGCAUCGUCAUGCUGCUGGCCUGCGUGGUCCACAGCUGGGUUUCUGCAGAGGAAGAGGUCCUGAUGAACACUAAGACAGAGACGUCAGAUCUGAAGUGGACCAUCUAUUCACGUACCAAACCUGAGUGGGAGGAAGUCAGUGGCUUAGACGACGAGAACAACAGUGUGAGGACCUAUCAGAUCUGCCAGACCGACAGUUCUUCCAGCCACUGGCUCCGCAGCGACUUCAUCCAGCGGCGAGGAGCGUCUCAGGUUUACGUGGAGCUGCGCUUCACCAUGAUGGAGUGUUCUUCCAGAAGCACCCACCACCGCAGCUGUAAGGAGACCUUUAACCUCUACUACUUCCAGGCUGACUCUAACGACGCCACGGCCACCUACCCACCGUGGAUGGAGAACCCGUACACCAAGGUGGACACAGUGGCUGCAGACUUUCUCCUGAGGAAGGGUGGGGAGCGGAAAUUUAAUGUGAAGACCUUAAGGCUGGGCCCUCUGUCGAUGAGGGGCUUCUACUUGGCCUUUCAGGCUCAGGGUGCCUGCAUGGCCUUGCUAUCCGUCAGGGUGUUCUUCAAAAAGUGUCCUCCCCUGGUCAGUGCUCUGUCCUCGUUCCCCGAGACAAUACCCCGUACUUUAGUGCAAGAGGCGCAGGGUGUGUGUGUGGACCGUGCGGCCCAGCAGGGUCCCCGACCUCGCCCCCCAAAGCUCUUUUGUGGGGAGGACGGCCAGUGGGUGGGUCAGCCAACAACCUCCUGUGCCUGCCUGCUGGGAUAUGAACCUGCUGAGGGACACACGCGAUGCACAGCGUGUCCCGUGGGUCAGUUCAAGUCGGGCUCAGAGGGACAGUGCACGGCGUGUCCCAGAUUCAGCCACGCCCCCGCCACAGGGCUGUCCGUGUGUGCAUGUCAAUCUGGAUACCUGCGUGCAGAAUCUGACACUCCCAACACCCCCUGCACAAAACCUCCGUCGGCCCCGCGCACCAUCAGUUCCCAAAUCAAUGACACCACUCUGGUCUUGGAGUGGAACGAGCCCCUGGACAACGGCGGCAGAACCGACCUGAGCUACACUGUCAAGUGCUCCGUGUGCGGCUCAGCCAAGGGGCCGUGCCCGCCGUGCGGAGACAGUGUCAGCUACCGGCCGGCACAGCAGGGCCUUCUGGGUCGCCGGGUGGAGGUGUGGGGCCUCCUGCCUCACACCACCUACACCUUCACUGUCCAGGCGCUCAACGGUGUGUCCCAACUCAGCGGCAAGGAGCCUGGCAGUGACAGUGUCAACAUCACCUCAAGCCAUGAUGUGCCGUCGCUGGUGUCCGUGAUCCGAAAGAGUGACUCGACAGAGAGCAGUCUGACUCUGCACUGGUCAGUCCCAGCUCAGCAGCCCUACACCAUCCUGCAGUAUCAGCUGCGCUACUGUGAGAAGGAGCGACGCAGUGAGGAUCAGUGCCACUACAGGGAGAGUAACAGAAACCAGGCUGUGCUGACAGAUCUCCGUAGGGCCACUCAGUAUGAAGUGCAGGUCCGGGUUCGCACCGUGGCUGGUUACGGCAGCUUCAGUCCUGCAGCUGUCUUUCGCACCCUGCCUGACGGAUACGACUCAGCCUCCCAGUUCUUGGUCCCUGGGGUCCUGAUCGGAGUCGGGAUGCUGCUGCUGGUCCUUUUCGUCUUUGUGGCUGCUUACUGCAUACGCAGACACAGCCAGAUAAAGGACCCAGAGCUGAGUGACAAAAACAGCCAGUACCUUGUCGGCCAAGGGGUCAAGGUUUAUAUCGACCCCUUCACCUAUGAGGACCCAAAUGAGGCAGUGAGAGAAUUUGCCAAGGAAAUCGAUGUUUCCUUUGUCAAGAUUGAGGAGGUUAUCGGUGCUGGAGAGUUUGGGGAGGUGUGCCGAGGACGACUGAGGGUCCCUGGGAAGAAAGAAAACUACGUCGCAAUAAAAACCCUGAAGGGAGGCUAUACUGAGAAGCAGAGACGUGACUUUCUCUCCGAGGCGUCCAUCAUGGGACAGUUCCAGCACCCCAACAUCAUCCACCUGGAGGGAAUCAUCACGGCCAGCUGUCCAGUCAUGAUCCUCACAGAGUUCAUGGAGAACGGAGCGCUGGACUCUUUUCUGCGGCUGAACGACAGCCAGUUCACACCCAUCCAGCUGGUGGGGAUGCUGCGCGGCAUCGCCUCAGGCAUGAAGUACCUGGCUGAGAUGAGUUACGUCCACCGAGACCUGGCCGCGCGCAACAUCCUGAUCAACAGCAACCUGGUGUGCAAGGUGUCCGACUUUGGCUUGUCCCGCUUCCUGCAGGAGAAUUCCUCUGACCCGACCUACACCAGCUCUCUGGGAGGCAAGAUCCCAAUCCGCUGGACGGCACCGGAGGCGAUCGCCUUCAGAAAGUUUACCUCUGCCUCAGAUGUGUGGAGCUAUGGCAUUGUCAUGUGGGAGGUCAUGUCUUUCGGAGAGAGACCCUACUGGGACAUGAGCAACCAGGAUGUAAUCAAUGCCAUAGAACAGGAUUACCGGCUGCCUCCACCCCCCGACUGCCCCACCCACCUGCACCAGCUGAUGUUGGACUGCUGGCAGAAGGACCGCUCAGCACGUCCUCGCUUCACGGACCUAGUCAGCGCUCUGGACAAGCUCAUCCGCAAUCCCGCCUCCCUGAAAAUAGUUGCCCAAGAAGGAGCAGGGCCGUCCUACAGCCUGCUGGACCAGCGCACACCUCCCGCUCUCUCGUCGUGCUCAUCAGUAGGCGAGUGGCUGAGGGCCAUCAAGAUGGAGCGCUACGAGGACAGCUUCCUGCAGGCUGGCCUCAGCUCUGUGGAACAGCUGGCCCAGAUCACCACACAGGAUCUCCUGCACAUGGGAGUGACUUUGGCCGGACAUCAGAGGAAAAUUCUUUCCAGCGUCCAAACGAUGACCUUUGGGAACAAGAGCGCUGCAACCGUGACCUUCUAACUCACCUCUCACUAACCUGGACAUGGACACCGUCACGCAGGUGCAGUCAUGGGCCGAGAGCACGCUGGCUCCUCCCCCGUGACCCACUUUGAACAGCGGACACCGGGAGAAACUGGCAGAAUUUAUUCAUGAAAAGAGAUUAAAACAUGACUUUCCCAUGAGGAUGAGAGUCACCUGGAGACUGGCGAGUGUCACGGGACGAGAGCGUGAAGCUGGUGACGCGUAGACUAAUUCACUGCCUCAUUUUAACAGCGUGUGCUCAGUGUGGUGUUGUUUUUUUUUUGGUUAUUUCCAACUUCCAGAGAUCGGGACCCAAGAAAUGAGGAGCGACAGAUCAGUGUUUACAACGUUCCCUGUCAUAUCAUGUCAUGUUGAAAACUGGCAGUUUCACGGGUUCUUGACCCGAUUAAACUUUGCUUCACCAAAGGAGACAAAAAAAAACAAACAUAUCUGUCAGUGACAAUUCAAGAAUCACUUUUUAAUUAUAAAUAAGAACGUUUCAUUUGUGUGUCUUGCAUUAAAUCCAUCUGGAUUUAAUUAUCAAACACAGUCCCCCAUCAUGGUUUGAUUUCAGCGUGACCUCCUCUUAGCUCAGGUGUGAUGUGUAAGGCAGAGCGCUGUACUUGUCCCCUAAUCAGACGCCCUUCAUCUUCCUCAGUCCGUCUCUCAGCAGUGUGUGUGUGUGUGUGUGUGUGAUGAAGGAGAAGUGACACGCAGAGACGUAUAUGGGCACUUUGGUGGCGUCAGAGUUAAUUGUGACCUCGAGUAACUCCACGCGUCUCUGUUGGAGUGCGGCCGUUUAAUCCCACUGCCCGUGUUUCUGCUGGCAGCUCACUUUGAAUGAAAUCAGACUCGACACGCACCGAGUGGACUCAGAGACCAGAGAACACUGUUGAAUUGGACGAUUUCUUGAUAUAACGUUGUGUUUUUAUUCUGUCUUCUUCAUCUUCCAGGUGCCAUUUACUCAUGAUUGCCAGUUUUAUAAAGCAGAAAUCCCCUAAUGUCAUUUAAAUGUACCACAAAAGGGUUACUUUGACAUUUUGAAGUUUAGUGAGGUCUCUUCUUUUUUUUUUUUUUGCGGGUUUCCCAGCAAAGCGACACACAUCUUGGCCGGUUGUCCGCAGUAUCCACUGGUUUGAGGCUGGAAUGUUCACGGUAUUGUUGAGCUGCUGUUUGAUUAGCAGAGUGGCCCCUCCUCGCAUUAUUACAUGUGCUCGUUGAAGAAGAAGAAGAAUGGACUGGAGUUCAAAAUGUCAAAGUAUUUCUCAAAGAACUUGCAUCUCUUGACGGAUAAUGCCGGCCUUUUUGACAUUUGGGUCAUGUGUAAUUUCCCCCCAGGUGGCUCACACGCCUGCAGUGAAUCAGGAAAAUGGAGCUCAAGCAGCCACUAAAAGAGCUGUAUGGGACACAAAAUGCCGAGCACCACUUUUCCAAAUGGUUUCCUCUCUGUGCCAUAGUGGUUUUUGCCCCUCGGAUGUUUACAUUCCCUUUUUUUUAUCAUAUGUGAUCAUUUUUCAGGGUUGCAAGAAUUGCACGAUUCCAAUUUACAUUUAAAAAGCCAAUCGAAUUUGAUGAAUAACCACUUCACUCUUUUUAAUGCGCACCUGAAGUGACUGUGCUGAAAUAUCUGCGACACCAAAACCACGUGUUCUCCUUGAUAACACGUGGUAUUGUCAGAGGUGGCUGUUUACAUAUGUACAGUAGAGAUUUCUCACAGGACAAAGUAAAAAAAAUAAAAAAUAAAAAAUGAAUCCAGACAAACAUUGGUGGACAUUUGUGUUCUCACUUAAAACCCCUGUGGACAAGCUUUAGAAAAGUGUCCUGAAAGCAGAUUGUGGGAAGACUGGUCUUCAUAUUGAAGAUCUCAUUUCAAAUGUUUGGAAUAACGAAUAGAUAAAAGUAUGUUUUGAUGACCAUCCUGUGUGUAGGCUAAUCUGUAUUCAGUAUUCAUAAUAAAGAUGCGCAGCAGUGUUUACCA